Diachasma alloeum is the source of this 4578-nucleotide messenger RNA. It is a transcript of the gene Pi3K21B, whose product is annotated as phosphatidylinositol 3-kinase regulatory subunit alpha. The transcript is spliced from 9 exons. Gene Ontology annotation, cellular component: phosphatidylinositol 3-kinase complex. Gene Ontology annotation, molecular function: protein binding; 1-phosphatidylinositol-3-kinase regulator activity. Bases 257 to 4135 code for a protein of 1292 amino acids. Lineage: Eukaryota; Metazoa; Arthropoda; Insecta; Hymenoptera; Braconidae. Gene Ontology annotation, biological process: phosphatidylinositol phosphate biosynthetic process; insulin receptor signaling pathway. The record is from RefSeq and is a predicted model, not a curated record.
UUGGUUGAUACCAACCAGCGAGAAACUGUUCGAGGGAGUGAGCGUGAAGAGGCAACUUCCUAAUCAACCCAAUUUGCAAGAAAACUAUUCAAAAAUGGAAUUAAUUUAUGCAAACAAUCACCACAAGUUGCUAGCAGUUGGUCAGUGCAUUGUAGACAGUUGCAAAACUUAAGGAAAUACUCAAGAAUCCCUAGAUCACCAUCAAGUAAAAUCACAUUACACUUCUGAAUGAUAAUAGUGGCUGAAGUUGGUAGUGAUGAAGCAGUCGGCGAGUACGCCAACAGCUGCCCAAGUGCAGUCAAUCGUAUUCACAUCGAGAAUACGACAGACAGAUCAUCGUCGUCAGGUCUGUGACACCGAGUACGAUGACGAUAAUAAAACAAUAAAAAUAACCCUAAAUGACAGUAAACAAACAAACAAGUAUUCACCCAAGAAAGAGGAUGAUGGUAAGACAAAAUCACCGGCUAUGUCACGUAUGUUAGCUGUCGAUGCUGACAAUUACAUGCUGAGAAAAGGUGCAAAUAGUACAAAUAGCACUGGUGUUACAACAGGUACUAAUAGUGUACAGAUGACAACAUUACCAGUUACAAGUGGUGGACAGUGUAAUGUUACAAACGUUGUACUUGGUACAUCAUUGACUGAGCGCAAUCAAUCGAGAUUUGGUAUUAAUAAUAAUGUCAAUUGGCAGCAUGUCAAUCAAAAUGGUACGUACUGUUCGGGCCCUGCUGUACUGGAGAAUUGUGGUAAUGGAGAUGGUGUUAUUAGUGAACAUUGUGAUACAUUGAACACGUGUGAUGGACCAUGCGCCUCGUCGCCCAGCAACGAGAUUGACCAAUCGUUUGGAUCACGUCAGGAGGCGCAUGUCAAUGAUGGAAGUGAGCGCAACGCAAGGUUGAGAAACACGACCGAUUCAAGCCAACGACGUCUAGUGAAUCAACAAUUUUUAGGAAAUAAUUCGACAACACUGAGUCCCAGUGGCAAACAUCAUGGAACAUUAUUUGAUAAUGCAUUGCUCAACAGCAUUGCACUUGCCAGUCAUAAUUUGAUGCAAUCGAAAGUACAAUUGAGGUGUGAUAAUCGUGAGUCGAGAAAGAAUUCUGAGUGCUCAAUUUCGGAUGAGGAUAUUGGAAGUAUUGACAGCUGCUGUGUUGAUAGUAAUAAGCAGGAUGUCUCUUGCGCUCGUCCACUCUCGUUUCAUCGGCAUAUGUGCUGGUGCAAUGAGGGCUUUUUUACGAAUGAGGGGGGUGAUAAGGAGGAGAGAAUUGAUGGUAGUAUUGUUGAGAAUGGUCAGGUGAUUAAGAAGGGUAACAGAAGUGAUGAGUCACCGCGGGCCAAUGGCAAUUGUAAGAGUCAAAAUGGUGUUAGACGUUUACUUGAGAAUGGUAGUAUGGGUAAUGGUAAAAUAACGAUACCUUAUCAGAGACGAAGUGAGACGUAUUCAAGUUUAUGUUGCUGUAUGUGCGGUUCUAUGUGUCCUGUAGAGUGUCACGCCUGUUUCCACGUUGUCUGCAAGGAGUACAGUGGACAACACCUGUGCCAAUGGGCCGACAAGGGACACGCACUUCCGGGACAGGUCUUUGACAAGGACAAGCCUGUGAGCGAGUGGACAUCUCUGAAUGUGGUCGAGUGGAUGUCGGCCCUUAAUCUGUAUCGAUAUGCCGAUGUAUUUAAAUCCAAGGACAUCAAAGGGGCCGAUCUGCUGCACUUGGAUCGGGAGAAGCUGAUGAAUAUGGGAAUUAAGGAUGAGUUUCAUCAGAAGAAUAUCCUGGUGUGUAUCGAGGAGUUGUGCCAGACGUCAACGUCACCAGCGUCAGAGACAUUAAAGUCAUCAACAUCACUAUCGAGCAAUGAUACUAACAUAACCAGUGAUACUGCUGUGACACUUAGCAGCAGUGGUAAUCAGCACAAUUUAGUGCCUCACAGUUUCAGUGUUUUGGAGAGAUGUGACAAGUGCCACAAAUAUCUUCGGGGUCUCUUGCAUCAAGGAUUCUUAUGCCAAGAUUGCGGUUUGGUCGCCCACAGAACGUGCACGGCAACGGGUUUGCCCACGGCCUGCGUACCAUCCGAGCCAGAGAGUCGAAGCAAUCGAUUGACUUCAGUUUUCGGCCUCGCCCUGUGCUCACAAUUCGAUGCAGCGUCACGUAAAGCACCGGUCCUCGUCGAGCGAUGCACUUUGGCCCUCGAGGAGCGUGCAAUCGUUGACACAAAACUCGAUCUCUACAAAGUAUAUCACAACAGUCCACCCAACGAACAGGUUAUUGAAUUACGACAAAAGCUCAACCAAGAUGUCUACAAUGCUGAUUUGAGCUCGUACAGCCCCUAUUGUAUUGCGAGCGUAUUGAAAAAGUUUUUACGAGAAUUGCCGGAUCCUAUUAUUCCUGUACAGUGGUACGACAGAUUCUUGGAUGCUGCAGGUUCGAGAAACGAUGAACAAUGUGCUAAGAAACUCAAUCAAUUGGCAUCAGAGCUCCCGGAGCAUCACAAAAGUACAUUGUACUACCUAAUGUCUCACUUCUGCCGUAUCUGUCAAUUACAACACGCCCGUGGCUACACGGAACCACCGACGAUCCUCGUUCAAGUGCUCUGUCACAUAAUCCUCAGACCCCCCUGGGAGCGUAUCAUUCAAGUUGUAUAUAACACCGAGGCCCACAUACGUAUAAUGGAACUGCUGUUAUUACACGGUAAUUGGGGUGAGAGAUUGCCAGAAUUUGCCAGUGCACCUCAAUUGCCACCACGCAAGGUAUCACGACCCCAGUUUCCUAUUGAGUCAUUUUCAACAUUGGAUGAGGACACAAUUGUUUGUGAUCGACAAAUGAGUGUAGAGAGCAAGGAUCAUCAAACUCACAGGCCUCGAUCUCUUCAGGAAGCGGAAUGGUACUGGGGCGACAUAACUCGUGACGAAGUGAACGAGAUGAUGGUAGACUCUCCAGACGGUACGUUCCUGGUGCGCAAUGCGUCUUCCAAAGGAGGAGAGUACACCCUGACCCUCCGUAAAGGUGGUACCAACAAGCUCAUCAAGAUCUGCCACCGGGGUGGAAAAUACGGCUUCUCAGAGCCCUUCAACUUCCACUCGGUGAUCGAGCUGGUGGACCACUAUCGCAAUUGUUCCCUAGCUCAGUACAACGCGACCCUGGACAUCAAGCUCCUGCAUCCAGUCUCGAGAUCCCAGCAGGACGAGGAGAUAGCCUCAACGACCAAGGACAUGCCCAACGUGGUUGCAAAAUUCAUCGAGUUGGAUAGAGAAAUGCACAAUCACAUGAAGCAAUAUCAAGAGUGUUCAGAAUUGUACAACAGAACGGCCUACGAGGUGCAAUUGAAGCGUCAGGCAUUGGACGCCUUCUGCGAGGCGAUAAAAAUGUUCGAGGACCAGAUGAAACUCCAGGAGAAGUUCCAGAAGGAGGCGCAACCCCAUGAGAAGUGUACGCUGACUGAUAACGCUGAAUUAUUGAGAAAUCGGUUGAAAUCACUGGAGGACAGCAAGGAACACCUGGACGACAGCUUGAGACAGCAGAUUGCGUACAACAGAACUCUCGAGCGUGAGAUGUACAAACUCAAACCCGACAUGGUGCAAUUGAUGAGGCAGAGAGACAGGCAUUUAAUGUGGCUGAGGAAGCAUGGCAUGAAGCAGACCAAGAUCAAUCAGCUCACGUUGAAUCAUUCUUACUCGAAUCCAGUGGGUGGAGAACUUGCCUUGAAUGAUUUUCAGGAGUUUGAUUUGGAUGUGCACGCUGAUGAGAGAACAUGGUCGUAUAUGGAGGGAACUAGGGACGAUGCUGACAGGGUUCUCGCUGGGAAACCUGAUGGAACGUUUUUGGUCAGAAAGUCGAGGACUGGACAGUAUGCUCUGUCAAUUAUGUGUAAUGGAACCGUUAAUCACUGCAUAAUCUACGCAACUGAGCGUGGUUAUGGUUUCGCCGAUCCAUACAACAUCUACGAAAACCUGAAGCAGCUAGUCCUUCACUACGCCCAGAACUCCCUCGAGGAGCACAACGAAAGUCUAAACACAACUCUCACGUACCCAGCAUUUGCAUCACCGACAGAUCUUGCCCGUCUCCAGGCCCAGCAACGGCUCAUCCUAGCGCAGAAUCAAAAUCAAAUGGCAUUGGUGGCCGCCAACAUGCGUCAGGGUGGUUGAAAUCCACACCACCCCAACAAAAUGUCUAACCAGUGCUCAUUUGGACGGAAAAUGAUUGACGUUGAGUCUCCCAACGAGUCUGACGGGGAAAAUACAUGAAAAAAAAACGAAUCCAUAAAAGCGUUAAAGCACCGCCAACAUAUAACAAUAAUCUAUAAUCCGUGAGUCUGGCUUGCCGCUUUAAGCCAGUUUCUGUCCUUCCGAUGAAAACUAAGAAGAAAAAAAAACACCAAUAUUCCCAUUACCACAUAAGCUAAAAUUCCCAUUUCCAAGGGGAAAGAUUAGUCUAAAACCCAUUCUCAUCAAAACCUGAUAAAUAAUCUUUUAAACAUUAAAAUCCAUACUCACACGCACGAAAAAUAUUCACAGAAAAACCCAGCGAAUUCGAUAGGAAAUUCUUUCUUUUUAUAAAAAAAAAAAAUUAACGAAAAAACCUUGGAAAA